AUGAGUGAUGAAGAGUUGACUUAUAUACCUAAGACGGAAAGAGAGAAACCUUCCCCACCACCAAAGCGAGAAAAGUCUUUUGAAUCUUUACCUUCGAAAGUCCCGAUGACUUCUAAGGAUUUUAAUAAUACUUUAACUAAAGAAGAACAAGCGGAGAUUAUCCAACAAUAUCGAGGCGGAAUAAAACCAUUGAAGAAGCUUCAAAAACCAAGUGAAAAAUUCAAAAUUCCAAGUCUUCGGGAGUUGCUGACAGUAAAACCGGAGGACGACACCACAAACGAUCCAAAUGAAAUGUACAACACACCAAUAUCAUACACGCCCUUGUUCGGAAGAGGUACAUUUGGAGGUGAUUUUGUGGGUCACAUGCCAAAGUCGAAAAAGAGUUCCCGAAGCUCAACCCACACUGACAAUGAAAUGAACAUCAUUACAAAAAGCCUCGAGGAAAUGACAGAAAAUGACUGGCGUAUUGUCAGAGAAAAUAUCUCUCUUUCAGUGAGUGGAGGCGAGGUCGUGCGGCCUCUCCGAAAGUGGAGCGAUGUCACUUUCCUCCCGGAAAUACAAGCCACACUCUCGAAGUUGAAUUACAGCGAACCAACUCCCGUGCAAGCCGCGACGAUACCAAUUGCGUUAAACAUGAGAGACAUCAUUGGUUUGGCAGAGACUGGAACGGGUAAAACGGCGGCCUAUGUCAUUCCUCUUGUGUCUUUCAUAUCGAAGCUGCCAAGACUCACACGCGAAACUGCGUGUAGGGGGCCUUACGGAUUGGUUUUAGCACCAACGCGUGAAUUAGCAAAACAAAUUGACGACGAAAUAAAGAAGUUCAGUGAGGGGUUAAAAAUACGGGUGUUGUGUUGUAUUGGUGGGGAGGAGAUUGACGAGCAAAUCAAAGCGAUAGAAGAGGGCGUCGAGGUGUUAGUUGGUGCGCCCGGAAGAAUAAGGGACUUACUCAGACAAAUGUACCUAGUAUUAGGACAGUGUUAUUACUGCGUAUUAGACGAGGCAGAUAAGAUGAUUGACAUGGGUCUUGAUGUGCAAGUCCGAGAGAUUUUUAACGAGAUGCCUCCGCUCAAGAGUGGGAGUGACGAAGAGAUGAAAAGGGAUGAAUUAAACAGUUUAAAUGGGAAACCGGAGAAGCGAACGACACUCAUGUUUUCUGCAACUAUGCCAGCAAACCUUGAGAAACUGACUGGAGAGUACAUCAGAAGAGGAAUUAAAAUAUCUGUAGGGCGAAAGGGUGUUGCAGAUAAAGUAAGGCAACGGGUUAUGUGGGUCGAAGAAGAAAAGAAAGGGGUAUCAUUACUUAAAUUGGUCGAGACUAUCGUUGGAAAAGUCAUUGUCUUUGCAAACAAAAAGACUUCGGUUGAUGAGGUUGUUGCUUACUUGGAGGAAAAAAAGGUUAAGGCAUGUGGGAUACACGGAGGGAUGAGACAAGACGAGAGAACAAAGGCACUUGAAACCUUCAAAAAAGGGAACGUGACUGUGUUAGUGGCAACAAGUGUAUUGUCAAGAGGAAUCGACAUAGAAUCCGUUGACAACGUUAUUAACUACGACUCACCAAACAACUUCGAGCGAUUAUACACAUCGUGUUGGUCGACACGGGAAGAGCC
This is a messenger RNA of Entamoeba invadens IP1, 1607 nucleotides long. Its product is annotated as DEAD box ATP-dependent RNA helicase, putative. NCBI's taxonomy places the organism in Eukaryota, Evosea, Mastigamoebida, Endamoebidae. The record is from RefSeq and is a predicted model, not a curated record. Gene Ontology annotation, biological process: mRNA splicing, via spliceosome. The transcript has a single exon. The annotation marks the transcript as partial. Gene Ontology annotation, cellular component: catalytic step 2 spliceosome. Gene Ontology annotation, molecular function: RNA helicase activity; ATP binding; RNA binding.